GUUGACAAAUGUUAUUUAGUAGGAUUAGGUAGUCUAGUAAUCUAGAUAUCUAUUUAUUUGAACAAUAGGCCUAAUUGAUUGUUAAUUUAUCUUGCAUCGUUGAAAUUUAAUAUGGGAUUAAUACUAUCAGGCCUUCCCACACUCAAGAGAUUUUAGGUUAAAGAAAACAUCUUGAUCCAUGCAAAAUGGAAAAGGAAACUAAUUUUAAAGAUCCUUCAAGUGCACCAGUGGUUAAAAUUGAACCAAUUGAUGAAUUUUCAACUGAUGAAUUAACUGAUAUUUCAACAUCUGCAGACAUAAAACCAGAUCUGUCAUUUUCAACUUUUGAAAAUAUAAAUCAGGGUGUAUCAACACUUUCAACAUUUCAGGAUGAAAUACAAGAUGGUUCAGAAACACAAGUAAACUUUUCAUCAAAUUCAGCUGUUUGUGAAUAUUUCCCAGUCUUGAAAUCAGAGAUUUAUAAUGAUGUAAAAGAUCUAAAGUUUCUACAAAACUCAAUAAUUGAUAAUUACUCCUUGAACUCUAAGUUAAUGCAGAAAGAUAUGAUUUUUUAUGAGUGUGAUAUGUGUAAACAAAAGUUUGUGAGCAUCAACCUUCUUACAAAGCAUUUAAAAACUCACACAGGAGAGACUCCACAAGUGUCUGUGUUUUCUCUACAUAAAGUGCUUUAUUUUAAAGAUCAACCACACGAAUGUGAUCUUUGCCAAAAAAUAUUUACCACAAAAGCUCAUUUAGCUCAACAUAAAGUACUUCAUAUAGGAGACAAAAAAUUUGAAUGUGACAUUUGUAAUAAAAAAUUUGUUUUAAAAACGUAUUUAUCUAAACACAAAAAGCGCCAUUAUCUAAAUGAAAAAUAUGAAUGUAAUGUUUGCAGUAAACUGUUUAUUAAAAAAACUUUUUUCGAGAGACAUUUAAAAAGCCACUGCAGAGAUAAUAAAUAUGAAUGUGAAAUUUGUCUUAAAAUUUUCACACAGAAAUCUCACUUAUCUGAACAUAAAAUGCUCCACACAAAACACAAAAAAUAUGAAUGUGAAAUUUGUCAUAAAAAAUUUGUUCUGAAUACAUAUUUAUCUAAGCACAGAAAACGUCAUUUUGGAGAGAAACUAUUUAAAUGUGAUCUUUGUUCUCAGAGUUUUGCUCUAAGGAUGGAAUUUUAUCAACAUAAAAAAGACCAUCCCGUACUUGAAGAGUAUGUAUGUGUAAUUUGUGAUAAGCAAUUUUCUCAGAAGUCUCAUUUAAAUGAACAUGUCAAACUUCAUGCUGGUGAGAAACAAUUUGAAUGUGAUGUUUGUUACAAAAAGUUUGUUCUCAAAAGUUACUUAACAAAACAUAUAAAAAAUCAUUUUGCUGAAAAAAUCUAUGAAUGUGAAAUUUGUUGUAAAAGCUUCUUUCAGAAGAGUAAUUUAACUCAGCAUAAAAAAAUGCACUCAGGCAUUGAAUAAUAUGAAUCGAAAUUUAGUAAAAAAUUGUUUUUUUUUUUUUUUGGUUACUCUGUGUAGACAUGAUACAGUGUACACUAGAGAUUAAAAUUUUCACUCUGAUGUCUUAAGCA
Messenger RNA from Physella acuta, 1552 nucleotides. Its product is annotated as zinc finger protein OZF-like. The record is from RefSeq and is a predicted model, not a curated record. NCBI's taxonomy places the organism in Eukaryota, Metazoa, Mollusca, Gastropoda, Physidae.